AUGGCAGCGAUUGCUUGUCAGAAGCUUCUGGAAUUGAGCACCAAGAUCGUCGCUGUUGGCAGAAACUACGCUGCCCACGCCAAAGAGCUAGGCAACGCCGUUCCCAAGGAGCCGGUGUUGUUUCUGAAACCGACGUCGUCUUACUUGAAAAAUGGCGGAACCAUCCAAAUUCCACAUAACGAGGGCUCUCUGCACCAUGAGGUCGAGCUCGCCGUGGUCAUCGCCAAGAAAGCGCGUGACGUGUCGGAAUCCUCUGCCAUGGAUUACGUCGCCGGUUAUGCACUUGCUCUGGAUAUGACUGCUAGGGACCUUCAAGCUGCUGCAAAGUCUGCAGGUCUUCCAUGGAGUUUGGCAAAAGGCCAGGACACUUUCACCCCAAUUAGUUCAAUUUUGCCAAAGAGUGCCGUGCCAAACCCUGACGAUAUAGAAUUAUGGUUAAAGGUAGAUGAGGAAAUUCGGCAGAAGGGCUCAACCAAGGACAUGAUCUUUAAGAUCCCAUUUCUAAUUAGCUAUAUAAGCUCAGUCAUGACAUUGUUUGAAGGAGAUGUUAUACUAACUGGCACUCCCCCGGGCGUUGGACCUGUGAAAGAGGGGCAAACAAUUACUGCUGGUAUUACAGGCCUUGUGGACGUACAGUUCAAUAUUGAGAAAAGAGCAAGGCCUAUACAUUCUUGA
Molecule: messenger RNA, 675 nt
Organism: Sphenostylis stenocarpa
Lineage: Eukaryota; Viridiplantae; Streptophyta; Magnoliopsida; Fabales; Fabaceae
Source: the annotation of a GenBank genome assembly